CACACGCUAUCGACUCCUUGGAAGCGAGUUCAGUUCCAUGUGGCAUGUGGGAGUGGCAACCUACUUUAGUCUUUACAUAGUGGGGCAACGGCAACGGCAAGUGGCCACUCGAUCCACCACCACCGCAAUGCGCUCUUCACCUUCACCAGCAGCACAUCCACCACCACCACCACCACCACCAUCACUAUGGCGACUCCCGAAUCAGAUCCAGCCAUGACCGCGCCCACCACCGGGUCCCCGCGGCGAGCACUGAUCCUGUACGCGUCGCAAACGGGCACGUCCGAAGACCUAUCUCUCCAGCUGUCCGACGUCCUCACGCGGCACCACAUCCACCCCACCGUCCUGUCAUGCAACGAGCUCACGCCCCUCUCCACCCUGCCCACACACGCUCUCAUCUUCCUCCUAAUCUCGACCACCGGGCAAGGCGAGAUGCCCGACAACGCCAAGCUCUUCUGGCGCGGUCUGCUACGGAAGAAGCUGCCCGCCGCGUGGCUGGGGGAGGUGAGCUUUGGCGUGUUUUGUCUCGGCGACACGACGUAUCCGAAGUUUUGCUGGGCGGGCAGGAUGGUAGGGAGGAGGUUGCUGCAGCUCGGUGCGAAGGAGGUCGUGCCCAGGGUGGAGGCGGAUCAGAGCGCUGAUGAGGGCACCGAGGGCGCGUUUGCGGGCUGGGUAGAGGUGGUUAGGAGCGUGCUGAGGCAAAAGUGGCCGCUGAUGGAUGGGACGGAGGAGAUUAAAGAUGAAGUCGUGCUCGAGAGUAAGUGGGUUCUUGAGUUCGCGGGUGCGGACGGGGAGGCGGACGGGAAGACGGAUGGGGAGGCGGACAGCAAGGGCGAGGUGGAUGGGAUGGAAAUCAUGAGGAAGCUGCACGCACCGCGGCCCGGAGCGAUACUGGCCACCGUCGCAAAGAACGAGCGGAUAACGACGCCCGAGCACUGGCAGGACGUGCGGCACCUCGCCUUCACCCUUCCGGAGCCCAUGUGCUGGUCUCCGGGCGAUGUCCUCUCCAUCUCUCCCAAAAACUUCCCGGCGGACGUAGAGCACCUCCUCGCGCUGCAGAACUGGACCGCGAUCGCCGACCGGCCACUGGUGCUCAAACCCUCCGCCCACCUGGCGCCCUCUGAAAUCCCGCCGUGCCCCAUCUCCACCCCCAUAUCCCCCCUCACCCUGCGCACCCUCCUCAUCCACCACCUGGACAUCACCUCGAUCCCGCGGCGGUCCUUCUUCUCGCUCGCCGCGCACCUCACCACCGACUCGACACACAAAGAGCGGCUGGCGGAGUUCGCAGACCCGCAAUGGAUCGAGGAGUUAUGGGAUUACACGACGCGCCCACGGCGCAGCAUUCUCGAAGUGCUCCAAGAAUUCAGCAGCAUCCGUAUCCCGCUCCCACGGCUGCUGCAACUGAUCCCGCGCCUCCGCCCACGACAAUUCAGCAUCGCCUCGUCCUCCCUCUCCUCACCCACAAGCAUCGAGCUCCUCGUGGCUAUAGUCCGCUACAAAACCGUCAUUAAGAAAACCCGGCUAGGCGUGUGCACACGGUACCUCGCCUCGCUCCUCCCCGACGCCGACGCCGACGCCGACACCAUCUCCCUAGUGUUCCACGGAGGCUCACUCGGCCUCUCCCCCUCACACCUCCGCGCACCAGUAGUCCUAAUCGCGCCGGGCACGGGCGUAGCACCCAUGCGGGCAUUGCUGCAGCACCGCCUCCUAUCCCCCAGCCCAGCGGUGGACAACACACUAAUCUUCGGCUGCCGCUCCUCACGCGCAGACUACUUCUUCUCGUCGGAGUGGACCUCUCUACAAGCGCGCGGCGCACUGCAGCUCUUACCCGCGUUCUCGCGGGACCAGCCGGCGAAGCGGUAUGUACAGACCGUUGUCCGCGAGAAUGCCGGGAAGGUGUGGGCCGCCCUCGCGGAGAGGGGCGGGAGCGUGUUUGUGUGUGGAAGUAGUGGGCGCAUGCCCAGUGCUGUGAGGGAGGCGCUCGUGGAGGUGUUUGCAGCCAGGGGGGGGAUGCGCAGGGAGGACGCCGUGAAGUGGCUCGAGCGGCUGGAGAAGGAGGGGCGGUAUCGGCAGGAGACUUGGUGAGCUGUAUACAGCUGGAGUGGGUACGUCACGGAGGGGGGGGUCAUUGUAUUUGAUUUGGUUUGGUGAGGAUGAGGAAGAUGUGGAUAGUGGAGGGUAAUGAAGGUAUAACAUGUAUGCAUACCAUCUCACUCGCUCGUUCUUCAACCCUUCCGCCAACACUUCCGCCCACGCUGCCGCCCAUACCACACUACAUGGCAUCUCACCCGCACAAACAUGCAUACAUCAUCAUAACGGCCAGAUCUGACCCGUCCACAUCUGACCCAUCCACAUCCACAGCCACAUCCACAG
This is a messenger RNA of Tricharina praecox, 2370 nucleotides long. RefSeq lists its product as uncharacterized. Gene Ontology annotation, molecular function: NADPH-hemoprotein reductase activity; FMN binding; flavin adenine dinucleotide binding. Bases 187 to 2082 code for a protein of 631 amino acids. Lineage: Eukaryota; Fungi; Ascomycota; Pezizomycetes; Pezizales; Pyronemataceae. The record is from RefSeq and is a predicted model, not a curated record. The transcript has 2 exons. Gene Ontology annotation, cellular component: cytosol.